Polypterus senegalus (gray bichir) is the source of this 782-nucleotide messenger RNA. RefSeq names its product zona pellucida sperm-binding protein 4-like. Gene Ontology annotation, cellular component: egg coat. Bases 1 to 774 code for a protein of 257 amino acids. Lineage: Eukaryota; Metazoa; Chordata; Cladistia; Polypteriformes; Polypteridae. The record is from RefSeq and is a predicted model, not a curated record. Gene Ontology annotation, biological process: prevention of polyspermy; binding of sperm to zona pellucida. The transcript is spliced from 6 exons. Gene Ontology annotation, molecular function: acrosin binding; structural constituent of egg coat.
AUGGACAUUGGUCUGGCCAAGCAUGGCACGUUUGGAUUGUUGGUGCUUUUUCUGGCUGGUCGUUUGCCUGAUGGGGUGCAGUUUGUUUAUGCGGCGUCAGGAGACUUGACCAAAAAAUGCGAUGGUGACAAGACGAUGAUGCUGUCAAUUGCCGGCUCUCCGACCGUUUUUCUUCAAAAGACGAGUGUUGGACUGGUAAAGGUGACCAACAAUCUCCCAGGAGUUGUCAUCCGUGAAAAGUCUGGCCGCACCACACUAACUGUGCCCUUUUCUUCAACGUACGGUUAUGCGUCUGAGAAGAGCUCCCAAUACGUCGUGACCAUUGCCGUUGGAUCUCGCUCAAAUCUGAAGACCUUCACAUGCCCUAAGCCAGGUCGUCGAGUUCUUAAGCUUCCGGCUGAUAGAUGUGCAGUUGUGGACAGCAAGAAGCUCCCUUGUGGAGGGUCUUCAUCCAUCACUCAAGCAGACUGUGAAGCCAGCAACUGUUGCUAUGAUUCAAGCAGCAGCACCAGUCCAUGCUACUAUGCCAAUGAUGUGACUGUGCAGUGCACCCUGGAUGGCCAGUUUGUGGUGGUGGUGUCUGAGAAUGUGACCCUUCCUUCCCUGGAUCUUGGGUCCAUCCAGUUGGUGGACAGCAGUUCCCCCAGCUGCAGCCCUGUGACCAGCCUGUCCAGCUUUGUCAUGUACCAGUUUCCAGUCAGUGCCUGUGGCAGCACAGUUCAGGUGAGACUCCAUCUUGGUGAUGUGCAGCAACAAGCACUCUGUCAACCAUAGGAAGCCAG